Molecule: messenger RNA, 2411 nt
Organism: Antechinus flavipes (yellow-footed antechinus)
Lineage: Eukaryota; Metazoa; Chordata; Mammalia; Dasyuromorphia; Dasyuridae
Product: butyrophilin subfamily 1 member A1-like
Exons: 5
Coding region: 188-1153 (321 amino acids)
Biological process (GO): T cell receptor signaling pathway; regulation of cytokine production
Cellular component (GO): external side of plasma membrane
Molecular function (GO): signaling receptor binding
Source: RefSeq, a predicted model, not a curated record
CAGAUCUCUGAAGAGGAGGAUUCUUUUCUAGUGAAGACUAAUGGAGCCUCCAAUUUUAAGAGGGAAUUGAAGGAACCUCAGAGUUUAUCGAGUCCAUUUCCCUUUUCAUUCAGAUGAAGAAACUAACAGAAGUUAAAUGAGUGGCCCAUAGUCACAGCUACAGUGAUUCUGAGGGGACCAUAUUGAGAUGGAAUGCUGCUUUCUUCUAGAUUUGUCUUUUGUUCUCUUGGUCCUGCUUCCCUGGUCAGUCUCAGGGAAAUUCAUUGUGAUGGGACCACAACAACCAAUCAUUGCCUUGGUGGGCGAAGAGGCCAUAUUCCCAUGUCAACUUUCUCCCCAGACUGAUGCCAAGUAUAUGGAUGUGAAGUGGUUUAAUGACCAGAAUGGAUAUCUGGUACAUCGCUAUAAAUAUAAUCAGGAUUAUCUGAAACAUCAACACCAAGAAUAUGAAAGGAGGACAGAAUUUCUUCGAGAUGACAUCUCCAAUGGGAGUGUGGCCUUGAAGCUUCAUCAUAUUCGUCUCUCUGAUGAAGGGAAAUAUCGGUGUUUCUUUGAAAGUUCUUAUGCUUAUGGGGAAGCAGAAUUCCAAGUGCACGUGGCAGCCAAAGGCUCUGCUCCUCACAUAUACAUCCAGGAUAAUGGAAAUAAAAGUCGUAGGGUGAUAUGCACAUCUACAGGAUGGUACCCAGAGCCUGAAGUUCAAUGGGAAAAAAACCAGGAAAAAUUAUCAUCACAAGACACUACGAUCAAGAGGAAAGAAAAUGGCUUAUUUUCUGUUGAAACAUCAAUCACAGUUUUCACCAAUUCCACAGCGAAUGUUUCUUGUUUCAUUUGGAACCCUCGCCUCGGACAAAAGUUGGAAGGAGCAAAUGUUUUUCUGUCAGGUUCACAACAUCUAUCCUUUGAGGCAAGAGGAAUGGAAAAAUUGGUGGUAAAUGGGACAACCUUCUCUGGGUGUGCAGAUGCCUUGGGUCCAAAUGGCAUUCCUUGGAAGGAGAUAUGUAUUGUGACUGUGGUCCUGGCAGUCAUUGAGCUUGUUAUGUUUAUUGUGAUCCUGAUGCGUAAAAAAAAAGGCAAAGAUAAAGAUCUGUGCAAUGUGGAUUCUUUCAGCAGAAGCGGAACACAGAUGCUGGAACAGAGAAUGCUCCAAUGAGGGCACUCCCCACUUCUCCUGUCAAUUUAGGCUGGUUCCCUUGAGGCAAGUUAGGGUAUUAAAGAAUUGCUGAGAUUAUUGAGAGGUCAAGGGCCUUUGUCAGGGCCACACAACAGUUAUAUGGCAAAAGCAACUCAUUUGUUCUCAUUCCUUCCCUGUUGUGAUCUAGUUCAGAUGGAUCUGAAUUGAUCCCUGUUCGGGUGCCAAAUUGUGGUGAGCUUUUUCUUCUCAAAGCGCAGCCAGGUGAUCAAAGUUCAGAUCUUUUAUUAUCUCCAAUAUAGCCCGGUUAGCUUAGAGGCCUAUCUCUCUGCUUGGUUCCAAGAGCUCUCUCUGAAUGUUGCCAAAUCCAAAGGUCUGGUCCUUCAGCCUCUGCCUCUGCUUUCUUCAGCCUCCAGCCAGCUCCAAUCUUCAUGUCAUUCCGGUGAAAUCUCGACUUGUAGCGUCUUCACUCUGAAGAACCUUUCGUCUGCCACCAGCCAGCCAAGAGGAAAAACUGUAUUCUGUCUUGCCUUGUCUCGGAGAGAGGGCUUCUGGCGUAACUCCACUGAAAUCCCGACUUGUAGCAUCUUCACUCUGAAUAACCUCUUCGACUGGCCCAUUGGCCUAUUUAUGCUCCUUCCAGAGAGAGGGAUUAUGGGUUUUCUCCCAUAGUGCUCUCUGGCCCAACGAGCUUCAAGGGAGGUGUGAACUCAUUGAACUCCAAUGAGUAAAGGUGUGAACACAAGCCUUGUAUUAAUUAGUUUUACUUAGUACCUUGUUUCAGGUUCUGCCCAAAACAUCUUCUUGUAAGAUUAGAUCAACUCUAAUUAGUUAGCAGUUAGUAAGGAUUCCAACACUUCCCCACUCUGGAAUUAUCUUUUGUUAAGAGAAAAGCCAUGCUGUGUAUUCCCUCCUUUGCCAAUUUCACAUAUGGUGGACUUUUAGAAUUCCUAAAGCACAAGUAAUACCAUGUCAACAUCCUGCCCCAACUUCCAGUGGAUCGGUAUUAAGUCUAGGAUGAAAUGUCAACUCUCCACUCUGACAUCUAAAAGACAAGAGCUUGGCUACAAUGUCUUUGGUUGUUAUAUUAAAUAUGAUUCCUCUCUCUGCAUAUUAUAUGUAAUAUAAUGUAUAUAUAUAUGUAUUUGUGUGUAUGUAUAUAUGUGUGUAAAUAUGUCUAUAUAUCUACACACAUUUGUGUCUAUAUAAAUUUAGAUGUGGGUAUUUGUGUAUAUGUGCAUACAUAUAGACAAAUAAAUGUUUUCAUUCUACAUGUUCA